Aspergillus wentii DTO 134E9 is the source of this 1356-nucleotide messenger RNA. Its product is annotated as putative secretory lipase. The coding region runs from base 1 to 1356 and encodes 451 amino acids. The record is from RefSeq and is a predicted model, not a curated record. Gene Ontology annotation, biological process: lipid catabolic process. Gene Ontology annotation, molecular function: triacylglycerol lipase activity. The transcript has a single exon. Lineage: Eukaryota; Fungi; Ascomycota; Eurotiomycetes; Eurotiales; Aspergillaceae.
AUGGCUUUCCUACUCUUCCUGCAGCUGCUGCUCCUGCCUCUCACUCUGGCCUUUCCAUCGCAUUACUCUCGCGAUGCUGUUCCUGUCCGCCCCUUGAAUGACUCGUUCUACACUCCCCCCGUGGGCUAUGAAUCCACUGCCCCAGGAACAAUUCUCCGAUCGAGAACCCCUCCGUAUCCCAUUUCUGCAUUCAGCCUGGCCAAGGUGAACAUUGCUGCCGCGCAUCAGCUGCUCUAUCGAACCACCGACACGUUUGGCAAUGCCAGUGCCACUGUCUCGACCAUUCUCGUCCCGCAUAAUGCAGACUAUACCAAGCUGCUUUCCUACCAAGUUGCGGAAGAUGCAUCAAACCCCAACUGUGCGCCGUCGUAUGCUUUCCAACUCCACUCUGCCGCCGAAGACGGUCCACUGGGUCUCGUCAUGCCCCAGCUGGAACUCGUGUUUAUUGCUUCUGCGCUAGAAAAGGGCUGGGUGGUGACGGUGCCUGACCAUCUCGGCCCGAAGGGGACUUUCCUCGCGAAUACUAUGUCUGGGCAUGCGGUGCUGGAUGGGAUCCGUGCUGCGAAGCUGUCCAGCAACUUCACCCACAUCGCAGACCACCCGACCAUCUCGCUGUGGGGAUACUCGGGGGGCAGUCUUGCGUCUGGAUUCGCGGCUGAGUUGCAGCCGAGCUAUGCGCCCGAGUUGGACAUUGCCGGUGCUGCGCUGGGAGGGACAGUGCCUCGCAUUCUGCCUGUGAUUGAGGCUGCGAAUAAGAGUCCCUUUGCUGGGUUGAUUCCCUCUGGGAUCCAGGGACUGGCGAACGAGUACCCCGUCAUCCAGAAGUUGAUCGAGGAGAACAUCGUGCCCGAGAAGAUGGCCGAGUUUGAAAAGGUCAAGCAUCUCUGUCUGACUGGUGAUAUCUUUCAGUUCUUCGGCCAGGAUGUCUACAACUACACCAGGAACAGGGACAUCUUCACCCAGCCCGACGCAGCCAAGGUGAUGGAUGCCAACGCCAUGGGACAGAAGACGCCCAAGAUCCCGCUGUUCGUGUACAAGUCUGCUGGCGAUGAGAUCAGCCCGGUCAAUGACACCGACACUCUGGUCCAGAACUACUGCAGUAAUGGUGCGACGGUCGAAUACAAACGCGACAUUUUGUCCGAGCACGCUGCCAUGGACAUCGUCGGUGCUCCCGACGCCAUGAUCUGGUUGAAUGAGCGUAUGAAUAGACAAGCCCUCAAGCCAGGCUGCAGCAACUCCACUUCGCUGACCAGCUUGACUGACCCUGGUGCGUUGGGUGCGUUGGGCGUUGGCGUUGUUGAUACUCUGUUGGAUUUGCUGGGGAAGCCUGUCGGCCCGUUCCAGUUUGGAAUAUAA